AUGCUAUCUAUACUCAAUCCAUCCAUCAUUCUCGGCGCUCUGGCGGUGUUGCCGAUCCUCACCUCUGGGUCGCCUACCCCUGCCAUACGAGCUGGGGCUGAAGCUGCCAAGAGGAAGAUUAGUUGCAAUUCCAAUUAUCAAGGUUACGCCUUUCUCUACUUCAGCAACCGUGAUGAAAACAUUUAUCUGGCUGCCAGCAACGGAAACGACGCCCUGUCCUUCACGGAGCUCAACAAUGGGAAGCCCAUCUUGAAAUCUACAAAAGGGGACGGUGGAGUCCGCGAUCCCUUCAUCUUGAGGUCACAUGAGGGGGACAAAUUCUACAUCCUCGCGACUGAUCUUUGUAUCGGCUGCGGUACGAGCUGGGGAGACGCUCAACGCUUUGGCAGCCGAUAUCUCGAGAUCUGGGAGUCAAAAGACCUUAUCACGUGGAGUGCCCAGCGUCAUGUUGAGGUAUCGCCAGAUAAUUACGGCAAUACCUGGGCACCCGAGGCUUAUUAUGAUGAUGAUCUUAAGACCUAUGUUGUCUACUGGGCUUCUGGCAUUUAUGACAAUGAAGCAAACCCCGAUCAUAACCCUACUGCAUACCAGCGGAUGGUCUAUGCUACCACGGAUGACUUUAUAACCUUCAGCGAGCCAAAGGUCUGGCAAGACGAACCACCCAAUGGCCGGAUUGACUCUACCGUUAUCAAGGAGGACGGAAUCUAUUAUCGUUUCACAAAGGCUACUAUCAAUGGCUGUGCGGAUAUCGUGCAGGAAAGCAGUACGUCGUUGACUGCAGGUUUGGAUGACUGGCACAUGAUAGCCAGUUGCAUUGGAAAGAAUGCUGGAACGCAAGAGGUGGAGGGCCCUUCGAUCUUCAAGACCAACUGCAAGGAUGUCAAUGGUGCUAGAUAUAUCCUCUUGGCUGAUGAAUUUGGCGGUAAUGGUUAUGUUCCACUGGAGUCAACUGAUCUGGCUGGUGGGCAGUGGACAUUGAGGAAGGGUUACAAUUACCCCGAGUCUCCUCGUCAUGGUACCAUCAUUCCUCUGACGUUGGAGGAAUUGGAAGGCAUCCAGAAGGCUUUUGUCGAUGCCACUUGA
Fusarium oxysporum Fo47 is the source of this 1083-nucleotide messenger RNA. Its product is annotated as glycosyl hydrolase. The record is from RefSeq and is a predicted model, not a curated record. NCBI's taxonomy places the organism in Eukaryota, Fungi, Ascomycota, Sordariomycetes, Hypocreales, Nectriaceae. The coding region runs from base 1 to 1083 and encodes 360 amino acids. The transcript has a single exon.